GAYUUGCAAGAAUAACACAACUUCUUUCAAGAUCACAUAGACAUCUAUUGUCUAACUGUAGGAAUUUUAAUGAUGCACAUAUCAUUCCUUUGAGAAAUAUGCGUUCCUAUUCGCGAUGGUGUUUUUCAGARGGSUAUUUCCGUGAGAGGGACAUUGGAUUUAAUUCUUUCAAAAAACGCGCGAUAAACAGAAKGGAAUUUUCUACUUCUAUUUGGAGARCGAUGUCUAACUCUACAGGAGAUGGAAUUAUAGGAUAUAGUGAUAUCCCAAGUCUUCUUAAAGAGGCUUUGAAAUCCAGAGGACAUGAUGAACAAGUCUUUGAAACCCAAAUGGAAGUGUUAGAGAAACUAGUUCAAUACAAGGAAGGAACAACAACCAUUGAUGCUAUCAGGUCUCACAUCUCAUAUUUGUCACCAGAGCAUAUUUAUGAAUUGGCUGCAUCUGUCUUUGGCCUCAAUCACUUGGUUGGAACUGUAGCUUCAGAAAUGGCAGCUCCUCUGUUUUGGAUGGCAAGUGUGGCUGGUAAUACAGAUGCCAAGUACUCUUAUGCAAAACUCCUUCAGUUAGGGUCAGGGGUUGAAGCUGAUCCAAUUGAAGCUGCCAAAAUGUUUAAAGAACUAUCAGAAAAGGGUCAUCCCUUUGCUCAAUUUAGCCUUGCACAGAUGUACUACAGUGGUGUUGGGGUGGAUCAGGAUUUCAAUCUGGCUCACAGUUUACUGGAGGUCAGUGCCAAGAAUGGCAUYCUUCCAGCCUACACUUUUCUUGGUAAUAUGUACAGAACUGGGCAAGGAGUUGAGGAAGAUAAACUAAAAGCAGUGGAGUUUUACAAGCAAGGGGGAACAAAAGGGGAUAUAGGUUGUAUUAUGGCCCUGGCAUAUUGUUACGGGCAUGGUGAUGGUGUCAAUGAAAGUCAGGAGAAAUCGUUUGAAUAUCAUCAACUGGCGGCAAAUAAAGGACAUCCCGCUGCUCAGUAUAAUGUUGGUGUUCAUUACUUCGCUGGUAAAGGUGUAACGUUAGAUAUGUCGAAGGCUGCUGAAUCUUUUCAAGCUUCGGCAGAGCRGGGCUUUGAACUUGCACAGAUCAACUUGGGUAACAUGUAUUACAACGGACUUGGACUGAAUAAGGAUCUACACAAAGCAAGGGACUGGUACCGAAAGGCCGCUGAAAGAAACCCAAACGCUAAAGCAUUGCUAGAAGAAGUUGAGAGCGAAUUGGGCGAAACGGACAAUUUAAAACCUACAUAAUGAAAUAUCGUCGUCGCGAUUUCAUAUCCGCCAGUUUAAGGUCAAUUGCGGUUCAAGGUCACGCCUUUUCGGGUGAAAAUGCAGCCUUUCGAAUGAAUUGAGAGCAAUACAUCAAAAUUUACGAUGUCGAGGGAUGUCGAGUAUUAAAUUAGAGGGCAUACAAUGAAGAAUACUUUUGGCAAAUUAUUUGUCGGAGUGCGCGCAAAACGUGAUGGCAUAAGAAUAGUGCGAAUGUCCUUUUAUAUUUUACCAGCAAAAAUGGUAUUCGCAAAUUGAUCAAGGGCAGCCUAAUUUAGUUGUGCAGGUCAACAAGAUGAAUGGUAAAAAAUUUGUGAAUAAAUGAAUAACGACCUAAGCCAUAACAAAAGCAUAUGGCUGCAAGGUACAUAAACGCAGUAAAUGGGAAAUAUUAGAAUGAUUCCAGAGUGAUUCCACUUUUCGAUCGUGAACGCUAACCACAGGAAACCCAAAGAUGUGUGAAGUACUCUAGACAAUAAAAGAAAAUGAAAAAUGAAAAAUCAAUCUGUCGUCAUGAUAUUUUUUCUUUUCGUUGAAACACAAGAGCAAAUGAAAGGUUGCCAAGAAAUCUCCGGAUCUCACUAUGCUAUCAAAACUUCUUAC
Messenger RNA from Exaiptasia diaphana, 1865 nucleotides. RefSeq names its product secretory immunoglobulin A-binding protein EsiB. Lineage: Eukaryota; Metazoa; Cnidaria; Anthozoa; Actiniaria; Aiptasiidae. The record is from RefSeq and is a predicted model, not a curated record. The coding region runs from base 99 to 1244 and encodes 381 amino acids. The transcript is spliced from 11 exons. Gene Ontology annotation, molecular function: protein binding.